Lepus europaeus (European hare) is the source of this 2593-nucleotide messenger RNA. It is a transcript of the gene ZIC2, whose product is annotated as Zic family member 2. Gene Ontology annotation, molecular function: DNA-binding transcription factor activity, RNA polymerase II-specific; RNA polymerase II cis-regulatory region sequence-specific DNA binding. Gene Ontology annotation, cellular component: nucleus. Gene Ontology annotation, biological process: regulation of transcription by RNA polymerase II; central nervous system development. The record is from RefSeq and is a predicted model, not a curated record. Bases 1 to 1596 code for a protein of 531 amino acids. Lineage: Eukaryota; Metazoa; Chordata; Mammalia; Lagomorpha; Leporidae. The transcript is spliced from 3 exons.
AUGCUCCUGGACGCGGGGCCGCAGUUCCCGGCCAUCGGGGUGGGCAGCUUCGCGCGCCACCAUCACCAUUCGGCCGCGGCGGCUGCGGCGGCGGCCGCCGAGAUGCAAGACCGAGAGCUGAGCCUGGCGGCGGCGCAGAACGGCUUCGUGGACUCGGCGGCCGCGCACAUGGGAGCCUUCAAGCUCAACCCCGGCGCGCAUGAGCUGUCGCCUGGCCAGAGUUCGGCGUUCACGUCCCAGGGCCCCGGCGCCUACCCGGGCUCCGCUGCGGCUGCGGCUGCCGCCGCGGCGCUCGGGCCCCACGCCGCGCACGUUGGCUCCUACUCUGGGCCGCCCUUCAACUCCACCCGGGACUUCCUGUUCCGCAGCCGCGGCUUCGGGGACUCAGCGCCUGGCGGCGGGCAGCACGGACUGUUCGGGCCGGGUGCGGGCGGCCUGCACCACGCGCACUCGGACGCGCAGGGCCACCUCCUCUUCCCCGGCCUCCCGGAGCAGCAUGGGCCGCACGGCUCGCAGAAUGUGCUCAACGGGCAGAUGCGCCUCGGGCUGCCCGGCGAGGUGUUCGGGCGCUCGGAGCAAUACCGCCAGGUGGCCAGCCCGCGGACCGAUCCCUACUCGGCGGCGCAGCUCCACAACCAGUACGGCCCCAUGAAUAUGAACAUGGGUAUGAACAUGGCAGCGGCCGCGGCCCAUCACCACCACCACCACCACCACCCCGGUGCCUUUUUCCGCUACAUGCGGCAGCAGUGCAUCAAGCAGGAGCUCAUUUGCAAGUGGAUCGACCCCGAGCAGCUGAGCAACCCCAAGAAGAGCUGCAAUAAAACUUUCAGCACCAUGCACGAGCUGGUGACCCACGUCUCCGUGGAGCACGUCGGCGGCCCGGAGCAGAGCAACCACGUCUGCUUCUGGGAGGACUGUCCGCGCGAGGGCAAGCCCUUCAAGGCCAAAUACAAACUGGUCAACCACAUCCGCGUGCACACCGGCGAGAAGCCCUUUCCCUGCCCCUUCCCGGGCUGCGGCAAGGUCUUCGCGCGCUCCGAGAACCUCAAGAUCCACAAAAGGACCCACACAGGGGAGAAGCCGUUCCAGUGCGAGUUCGAGGGUUGCGACCGGCGCUUCGCCAACAGCAGCGACAGGAAGAAGCACAUGCACGUGCACACCUCCGAUAAGCCCUAUCUCUGCAAAAUGUGCGACAAGUCCUACACGCACCCCAGCUCGCUGCGGAAACACAUGAAGGUCCAUGAGUCUUCCCCUCAGGGCUCGGAGUCCUCGCCCGCUGCCAGCUCCGGCUACGAGUCGUCCACGCCCCCGGGGCUGGUGUCCCCCAGCGCCGAGCCCCAGAGCAGCUCCAACCUGUCCCCGGCGGCGGCGGCGGCUGCAGCGGCGGCGGCGGCGGCAGCAGCCGCGGUGUCCGCCGUGCACCGGAGCGGAGGCUCGGCCGGCGGUGGCGCUGGAGGCGGCUCGGCCGGUGGCAGCGGCAGUGGCGGGGGCGGCGGCGGGGCGGGCGGCGGGGGCGGCGGCAGCUCUGGCGGGGGCAGCGGGACGGCCGGGGGCCAUAGCGGCCUCUCCUCCAACUUCAAUGAAUGGUACGUGUGAGGGGCCAGGGUGGGGGGGCUGUCUCCCUCUCCCCGUCCCCACCCGGGCGCAGCGGCCGCUCUCCCCGAGGGCACCUUGUGAUCGUGUUGUUAACACUCGGAUUCGGAUUUUUAUGAUGAUGAUGAAAAUAAUUUUACCAGCAGAAGGAUUUUUAAAAGUUUUUUUUUUUUUUUUUUUUUUUUUUAAGUCUAGGCAUGAAAAAGCAAAAAUAGCCCUUCUGGAGUUUCUGAAGCUGAAAAUAUAUAAAAAUAGGAAAUAAAAAAUUAAAAAAAAUAAAAACUCACAAAAAUAUUGACACCCCCCCCCCCAGCCCUGGCCCCCGUCCUCCGACAGACUGUACAUAGCGGGCCCUCCCUCCGCGGCGGUCAGAAGCGCGUCUUUGGUGCAUAGAAGUUUGUCCGUUUGUAAACUCCAGGCCGCCUUCCCCUCGCCCCUGCCCUCCCCGAGUAAAGCGCCUUUUAGUUUGGACCCGGUUUCUUUUUUUUUUAAGUGACGUGGAGGAAAACGGUUUAUUUUGUAUUGUGCUAUUGAAUAUUGUGUUCCUUUUUAUGAGGCAACUUGAUUGUCAACUUCAUGCGACUAUAGACUGGGGAAAAAAAAAAAAAACAAACCAAGCCGUGCCAAAGUCUCCCUCCCUCUGUGUCUUCAGCACAACCCACCCGCGUGCACACAUGCCACCGCCGCCACCAACGCUUGUGAAUGUACUUUUCUGUUAGCUGGGUUUACGUGUGAUGUUCUAGUGCUUUGGCAAGUCCGAUUUGUUAGUUCCUGUAUGAAAGAUUGUGGGGGGGAAUAAACGUCGUGCCGUUAGCUUUUUCCGUCAUAACGCCCUUUCCUUCUGUAAAUACCCGUUGCCAUAUUUAUCCAUUUGUAAUUAAAUUAUGGUAUUAACUUGCUACAGAGGAAACAAUAUUUAUAAAGAAUGUUUCUUAACUAUAAAUAUGUACAAUUGUGGGCAUAAACUGUUCCAGAUUUUUUAUUUGAAGGUUUUAAGUGG